AUGGAUGACGAACGGAUUAGGGAGCUUUUGGAGGAAUAUUCUUCGGAUGAAAGCUGUCCAUCAGGGUUGGACAUUGACGAAGAGGAGUUGAUCAGCCAGCGUAGUGACGAAAGCGACACAGAAGAGGAAUUCAGUAACCUAUUAGAGCCAGAGACCACAUCUAGUCCAGCAACAGUUACGUGUCCUGAGGAAGACAACAAUAGCUCGAUCGAUCGACCUUAUGCAAGCAGUACUAGACUAGAAAGAAAGCAAACUGAUAGAUUAGCCCCUAUUCGAAGUUUGCAUGAUAAAUUUGUACUACACUGUCAAGAAAACUAUGAUCCGUCUGAAUAUCUCACAAUCGAUGAAAAAUUAGACUCUUUCAGAGGCAGAUGCGUUUUUGUGCAAUAUAUGCCUAAUAAACCGGCAAAAUAUGGCCUCAAAAGUUACCUGUUAGUAGAUGCAAAAAGCUUUCAUAUAGUGAAUUUGGAGCUUUACGCUGGCACUCAACCCCCAGGACCAUAUAAUAAAAGUAAUAAGCCGUUAGACGUUGUGGAUAAAUUAGUACAACCAAUAUCGCAGUCAAGCCGCAAUAUUACUUUCGACAACUGGUUUACCAGUUACCCUCUAACCCAGCAUUUAUUGAGCCACUAUAAACUAACGUCUGUGGGUACUAUUAGAAAAAACAAAAGAGAGAUUCCCGCCUCGAUAUCAAACGCGAGAGGUCGUGACAUACAUAGUUCAGAAUUUAUUUUUCAAAAAGAUACUACAUUAGUCUCUUACGUGCCCAAGAAGAAUAAGGUUGUGUUGGUCAUUUCAACUAUGCACCAUGAUAAUAGCAUUGACGUUAUGACAGGCGGUAAGAGAAAGCCUGAGAUGAUCACUUUUUAUAACAGGACCAAGGGAGGGGUUAACGUCGUUGAUGAGUUAUGUGCCAACUACGAUGUAUCGCGAAACAGCAAACGCUGGCCUCUCACCUUUUUCUAUUCUUUACUGAAUAUGGCAGGUAUAAAUAGUUACAUAAUAAGAAAAGAAAAUUGCUCACUACCGAAUCUAAAACGACGAGAAUUUCUUCGGGUUUUGGGCUUGAAAUUGGUCGAAAAUCAUUGGUCUGCAUACAAGUCUACGUAA
This is a messenger RNA of Melitaea cinxia (Glanville fritillary), 1110 nucleotides long. Its product is annotated as piggyBac transposable element-derived protein 4-like. Bases 1 to 1110 code for a protein of 369 amino acids. The record is from RefSeq and is a predicted model, not a curated record. Lineage: Eukaryota; Metazoa; Arthropoda; Insecta; Lepidoptera; Nymphalidae. The transcript is spliced from 2 exons.